This is a messenger RNA of Branchiostoma floridae (Florida lancelet), 1665 nucleotides long. Its product is annotated as fibropellin-1-like. Lineage: Eukaryota; Metazoa; Chordata; Leptocardii; Amphioxiformes; Branchiostomatidae. Bases 1 to 1665 code for a protein of 554 amino acids. The record is from RefSeq and is a predicted model, not a curated record. Gene Ontology annotation, cellular component: plasma membrane; signaling receptor complex; cell surface. Gene Ontology annotation, biological process: Notch signaling pathway; axon guidance. The transcript has 15 exons. Gene Ontology annotation, molecular function: calcium ion binding.
AUGUGUGCUGCAGACACAGAUGAGUGCGCAUCCGACCCAUGUGACAACAACGCUACCUGUCAUGACUAUGUGAACUACUACACGUGUGAGUGCGGGCCUGAUACCGACGAAUGUUCGUCUGGCCCAUGUUACAACAACGCCACCUGCCAUGACUACGUGAACUACUACACGUGUGAAUGCGGACCCGGUUGGGAGGGCGUCCACUGCGAAAUAAAUACAAACGAAUGCGGCUCCAAUCCAUGUUUUAACAACGCCACCUGCCAUGACUACGUGAACUACUACACGUGUGAGUGCGGACCCGGGUGGGAGGGUGUUUUGCUGGACCCUACUGUUAAUGAAUGUGUAAUAUGUACAACCACGUUGUCUUGUCUUGCUCUUUCUUCACUUCUAACAUUAGAUACGAACGAGUGUUCUUCUGACCCAUGUAACAACAACGCCACCUGCCAUGACUACGUGAAUUACUACACCUGUGAGUGCGGGCCCGGAUGGGAGGGUGUUCACUGCGAAAUAAACACGGACGAAUGUGGCUCCAGCCCAUGUUACAACAGCGCCACCUGCCACGACUGGGUGAACUACUACACGUGCGAGUGUGACUCGGGGUGGGAGGGUGUCCACUGCGACAUCAAUACAAACGAGUGCGCUUCAGAGCCAUGUUACAACAGCGCCACCUGCCACGAUUGGGUGAACUACUACACCUGUGAGUGUGGACCUGGGUGGGAGAAUACUCACUGUGAAGUCAAUACCGACGAAUGUGGGUCCAACCCGUGCCAAAACAACGCCACGUGCCAUGAUCAUGUCAACCACUACACGUGCGAGUGUGCCGCAGGGUGGGAGGGCGUGCACUGCCAAACCAACACAAACGAGUGUACGUCCAACCCGUGUCUAAAUAACGGCAGUUGCCAUGACUACAUCAACUUCUACAUCUGCGAGUGUGUGGGAGGCUGGAAGGGAGUGCACUGCGACGACAAUAAUGACGAAUGUAAAUCCAACCCGUGCCAAAGCAACGCCACCUGCCACGAUGACGUCAACCGCUACACGUGCGAGUGUGGGCCGGGCUGGGAGGGAAUCCACUGCGAAAACAAUACCAACGAGUGUGCUUCCAACCCAUGUUACAACAACGCCACCUGCCAUGACCAUGUGAAUUACUACACGUGCGAGUGUGCCCCAGGGUGGGAGGGUGUUCACUGCGAGAUUAAUACCGACGAGUGUGGCUCGGACCCCUGUUUUAACAACGCCACCUGCCAUGACUAUGUGAACUACUACACCUGUGAGUGCGGACCCGGAUGGCAUGGCGUGCAUUGCGAGAUCAAUACGAACGAAUGUGCAUCAGAUCCAUGUUACAACAACGCCACCUGCCACGAUCACGUGAACUACUACACCUGCGAGUGCGCUCCAGGGUGGGAGGGCGUCCAUUGCGAGAUCAAUACGGACGAAUGUGGGUCGGACCCCUGCCUAAAUGGCGCCACCUGUCACGACUUCGUGAACUACUACACGUGCGAGUGUGUCGCAGGCUAUCAAGGAGUGCAUUGUGAAGACGAUAACAAUGAGUGUGACUCCGUCCCGUGCCAAAACAACGCCACCUGUCAUGACUACGUCAACUACUACGAGUGUGAGUGCGGUCCCGGAUGGGAAGGUGUUCACUGCGAAAUAAGUAAGUUUCUAUGA